AUGACCCAGGCUGCGCAACUGGCCACGGAGACAGCGAGCGCACCACUACCGCCCGGAGAGGGCGGUGUCACGUUUGGCGUGCCGCUGGAGACGUUCAAGCGCAAGGCCGUCAUCAUGUCGGCGUCGCGCGUCGCGGGCCAGCAGGGCACCGGCAACACUCUGGAGAACAAGUCCGCCCCCGCGUGGCGCAUCGAGUUUGAGACGCGCGCCAAGUGGCAGAACCCGCUGCAGGGCUGGAACUCGACGGCUGACCCCCUUGAGAACGUGGGGCGCUCGUCCCUGUUCUUCUUCACGAAGGAGCAGGCCGUUGCAUACGCGGAGAAGGCCGGCUGGGAGGUGGAGGUGGUUGAGCCAAACCUGAGGCGCAAGGACAGGCAGAAGCGGUACAACUCGUACGGCGACAACUACACGGUCAAGCGCAAGGGGCUGCCAGAUCUGUCGCAUCUGGCGCUGCAGGGCAAGUAG
Molecule: messenger RNA, 465 nt
Organism: Monoraphidium neglectum
Lineage: Eukaryota; Viridiplantae; Chlorophyta; Chlorophyceae; Sphaeropleales; Selenastraceae
Product: NADH dehydrogenase (ubiquinone) Fe-Sprotein 4
Exons: 3
Coding region: 1-465 (154 amino acids)
Biological process (GO): electron transport chain
Source: RefSeq, a predicted model, not a curated record